Molecule: messenger RNA, 1686 nt
Organism: Lytechinus pictus (painted urchin)
Lineage: Eukaryota; Metazoa; Echinodermata; Echinoidea; Temnopleuroida; Toxopneustidae
Exons: 1
Coding region: 1-1686 (561 amino acids)
Molecular function (GO): nucleic acid binding; zinc ion binding
Source: RefSeq, a predicted model, not a curated record
AUGGCUACUUUUGGAACAAUUGGUGAAUUUCGGGAAGACGAAGGGAGUUGGUCCGAGUACAUUGAGCGUAUGGGACACUACUUCGACGCCAAUAGCAUCAUUGAUGAGGGGAGGAAAAGAUCCAUUUUACUUAGUGUUUGUGGAGCCUCAACCUACAAGUUAAUGUCAAGUUUGGCGGCACCAAGGAAACCAGGUGAAGUUGAGUUCAAGGAACUUGUGAAAUUAAUGACUGAUCAUCGAGAUCCAAAGCCAUCGGUGAUCGUCCAACGAUUCAAGUUUAACAGCAGGUCGAGGAGACUAGAUGAAUCGCUGUCAACUUUCAUUGCUGAACUGCGACGAUUGGCUAAUGAAUGUAAGUUUGAUACUAUUUUAGUGGAGAUGUUGAGAGAUAGGAUUGUGUGCGGAGUGGCAGAUGAUAGAAUACAGAGGAGAUUAUUGGCUGAACCAACUCUAACAUUCGAAAAAGCUAAAGAUAUUGCAUUAGCAAUGGAAUUAGCUGAUAAAAAUACAGCCGAUCUCAGAGAUCAGAACAAAGGCGAGAUGGUGAACAAAAUCGCACAUGGUGUUCGUCAUCGUAAGUCGUCACAACGUCCUAAUUCCAAGAAACAUUCCUCAUGUGGUCGCUGCGGAAAGGGACAGCAUCAAGGAGAGGCUUGUCCAGCAAAAGACGGAGAGUGUUUCCACUGUGGGAAAAAGGGACAUUUUGCCGUGGUAUGCAGAGCCAAAGGAGAGAGGAAGGACCAGAGAAAAGUUUUCCAUCAGCAAGGGAAACGGACCGCCUCCAAUAAAUCUCGCACUCUGCAGAUCGAAACAAGAGAGGAUGAUGAAAGCGAAAGCUACGGGUUGUAUACACACUCGACGAAAGCUUCCAAACCUCCUCCGAUUAUGACUCAGCUAACAGUGAAAGGGAAACCUAUAAACUUCCAAGUGGACACGGGCUCGGCAGUAACGCUCAUCAAUGAGAAAAAGUGGCUCUCUCAGUGGAGUGACAAAGAGAGGCCUAAGCUGAGCGAACCAAAAACGCGGCUUCGUACAUACACCGAGCAUUUAGUUGAAAUUAUCGGAGAAUGUGAAGUCGCCGUAUCCAAGGGCAACAAGGAGGAACGCUUGCCUUUGAUAGUUGCGAGAGGCAGAGGGCCGAAUCUCAUGGGACGAGAUUGGCUGCACGAAAUAAAGUUGGACUGGAGGGAGAUAAACUUGGUCAGGGUCAAUGACGCAGUAGACAGAGUGUUUUCAGACUACGCGGGACUGUUCACACGAGAACUUGGAAAGUUGAAAGGUGUAGAAGUAGAUCUGGAUAUUGACCCCGAUGCAUCACCUAAGUUUUUGAAGGCCCGUCCAGUUCCAUUUUCGCUUCGAAGUCGUCUGGAUCAAGAGCUGGAUCGCCUUCUAGCAGAUGACAUAUUUGAACCAGUUCAAUAUUCGAACUGGGCAGCUCCAGUGGUCCCAGUCGUCAAAGGAGAUGGAUCCAUUCGUAUUUGUGGGGAUUAUAAAACCACGAUUAACACAGCAGCUCGAUCGGAUACCUAUCCGAUUCCGAGAGUAGAAGAGCUAUUUGCAAGGCUUGCAAAUGGAAAGAAAUUCACAAAACUGGAUCUUUCUCAUGCCUAUCAGCAGCUAGUCCUGUCUGAGAAAUCCAGGGAGUUCGUCACCAUCAACACGCAUAGAGGGUUAUUUCGAUAUUAA